UAGGAGGAGCAGCGAGUGGGGGCGGAGAUGAGGAAGUGGGUGCUAGGCGCGGGCUGUGCGCGCCGCUGGCUCCAUCCCUGCCCCGGGCGCAGCAGGCGCGGGCGCCGGCCACUGCCGGAGCGCAGCAGCGGCAGCAGCAGCAGCACCAGCUCCUGAUUUCCAGGGACCCCAGAGCAGAAGACCUUAUCGUGUAGAUGAGAACAGUAGCCAACAAUGGAGGAUAAGGCUGCGUCUAUGCAUGAACCCUCCCACAUAAACACAAAGUCACCUCCAAGCACAUGCCCCAGGGCCUCAGUCUCUAUGCAAAACCUAGAGAGUGAAGAUCUACCCCAGGCCCAGGAGGAAGCUGGCUCCUCAGGGGACCCUCUGAGGACUGGCAUUUGAGCCACCAAUGAGGUCUCAAGGUCACGCCUUUAUCUCUUCGGUCUUACUCCUGCAUCACACCUUCCAGGGGACUGCUUGAUUUAUCUCUAGAAAAACAGCAUUGGAUAAGUCACUGAAGCCUCCACAAACUUAGACACUUUCUUUUGGAGCCUGGAGCCCAGUGGAUAGAGCAGAAGAGAAGCGGCCAAGGGCCAGGGCAGGAGCUGAAGGGUCCCAGGAUGGAGCUCAAUGGCACAGCCCCUUCCUUUUGCCUGGACUCUACUGUAUACAAGAUCACCAUCAGUGUGAUCCUCAUAAUCCUCAUCCUCAUCACGGUCGCCGGCAAUGUGGUUGUCUGUCUGGCUGUUGGCUUGAGCCGCCGGCUCCGCAGUCUGACCAACUGCUUCAUUGUGUCCUUGGCAGUCACAGACCUGCUCUUGGGCCUCCUGGUGCUGCCCUUCUCUGCCAUCUACCAGCUGUCCUGCACGUGGAGCUUCAGUAAGGUCUUCUGCAAUAUCUACACCAGCCUGGAUGUGAUGCUCUGCACGGCCUCCAUCCUCAAUCUCUUCAUGAUCAGCCUCGACCGCUACUGCGCCGUCACUGAUCCACUGCGGUACCCUGUGCUCAUCACCCCGCUCCGGGUUGCCAUCUCUCUAGUCUUCAUCUGGGUCAUUUCCAUCACCUUGUCCUUCCUGUCUAUUCACUUGGGUUGGAAUAGCAGGAAUGAGACCAGCAAGGACAAUGACACCAACCUCAAGUGCAAAGUCCAGGUCAACGAAGUGUAUGGGUUGGUGGACGGGCUAGUCACCUUCUACCUACCUCUGGUGAUAAUGUGCAUCACGUACUUCCGUAUCUUCAAGAUCGCUCGGGAGCAGGCCAAGAGAAUCAAUCACAUCAGCUCCUGGAAAGCAGCCACCAUCAGGGAGCACAAAGCCACGGUGACACUGGCUGCCGUAAUGGGGGCCUUCAUCAUCUGCUGGUUCCCUUACUUCACUGUUUUUGUUUACCGUGGGCUGAAAGGGGACAACGCUGUCAAUGAGGUGUUUGAAGCCAUUGUUCUGUGGCUGGGCUAUGCCAACUCAGCCUUGAACCCCAUCCUGUAUGCUGCCCUCAACAGAGACUUCCGCACCGCAUACCAUCGUCUCUUCUGCUGCAGGCUUGCCAGCCACAACUCCCAUGAGACUUCUCUGAGACUGAACAAUGCUCAGCUAAUCAGGAGCCAAAGCCAAGAACCCCGAUGGCAGGAGGAGAAACCCCUGAAUCUCCAGGUGUGGAGUGGGAUGGAAGUCACGGCUCCACAGGGAGCCGCAAACAGGAAGCUGUCUCUGUCCUGCACCACGUGCUCCAGCAACAUCCUGAGUUGCUGCAAGAACCUGUGGGGGCUUCAGUUCCUCCAGAGACACCUGGGAGGUCCCUUGGAGGAGCAGGCUGAGGAGCCACUGUCUGAGAAGACUCAAACCACACCAGACCAAGAAGCAAUGCCCUCUGGGGCUGUCUAGAGCUGCCCAAGGCCAUGAAGAUAUUGGUCCUGGUCACCCAAAUUUCACAGUGGAGCUCCUAAGGACUCAGCACUCACAGCCACUGAGGAAGAACCCUGGGGUGCCGUGAUCCUCCAGCCCAGGGCAAACAGCCUGUUCUGUGCUCAGCAUUUCCAGACAGGGGCUCAGGACUCCGCUGGGCUGAAUUCCAGGGCUUCAAAGCUCACGUUGGUGCUGGCCCUACAAGUCAUGUGCAGAGACAGUGGGACUUAACAGGAUGUGUGUAUGAUGCAUACAUGUAGAAACAUGCAUGUCCUCAGAGCAGGGCAGAGGGUGCUGCUCUAAAGCACUGAGCUUUUACUCCCUUGUGGGGUCUGCAGGAUGAAGGAAAGGAAAGGAAAGAAGAAAGGAAAGAAAUGGAAAGGAAAGGGGUAGGGA
Messenger RNA from Chinchilla lanigera (long-tailed chinchilla), 2279 nucleotides. RefSeq names its product histamine receptor H2 (gene Hrh2). The transcript is spliced from 3 exons. Gene Ontology annotation, cellular component: dendrite; membrane. Bases 603 to 1862 code for a protein of 419 amino acids. NCBI's taxonomy places the organism in Eukaryota, Metazoa, Chordata, Mammalia, Rodentia, Chinchillidae. The record is from RefSeq and is a predicted model, not a curated record. Gene Ontology annotation, biological process: G protein-coupled receptor signaling pathway, coupled to cyclic nucleotide second messenger; positive regulation of vasoconstriction; chemical synaptic transmission. Gene Ontology annotation, molecular function: neurotransmitter receptor activity; G protein-coupled serotonin receptor activity; histamine receptor activity.